AUGGUCACUGCCAAAAUCAAGGCCACUCUUGCUGCAAAUAUCAUAGUCGUUGCCAUUUCUCUUGAUACUGUCAGUGUCAUUGACUUCAUUGCCUUAAUCGUUAUGAUUAUCAUUAUCAAUAACAUUAUCACUGUUAGUUGGAUAAAAGGUUUGCGGGAAGAGGCCUUGGCCAACGACUCCCGACGUAUUGGGAUGAUUGGGGAGUACCUGGAGACUCAGCUCUAUCCAAACCUCUUGACUUUCCUGGAUGGCAAGGGAAGGCAGAGACAGGAGAAUUGGGGCCCCAAGGACUGCGAGUCUGUGUCCACGGCACGCAGGAACCAGGACCAGUACAAAGUGGUCACGUGGACCUACGGCAAGAGAAGACGAGUGAAUGGACGUGUGGACUUUGAGAGAUCCUGGGCUGACUACCGGAUGGGUUUCGGUGACCCGCACGGCGACUAUUGGCUUGGUCUGGACGACAUGGCUGACCUCACCAGACAUCGUGACCAAGAUCUACGAAUAGACUUUCUAUUCAAAGGCAAAAACUAUACUUUCCCUUACCUCCCUUUCCGCGUGGCGCCCCUUCAAGACAACUUCCGGUUAGACAUGGGAUCAUACAUAACAGAUGAGUUCUACCGGGUUCACAACGGCGCAGUAUUUUCCACGUGGGACAAUGACAAGAGCGGAGGGUGCUCCAAGAAAACCUAUAAGACGGGAUGGUGGUUUGUACGUUGUCAUCAAGUCUACCACAACGGCGUCUGGCGCUCGACCGAGUGGGCUAAAAUGAUUGUCUGGGCAAGUGUCACGGGGAAUUAUGAGGGUGCCGAUUUUGUCAGCAUGAAAAUCCGACGCCACGCUAACAAGUGA
Aplysia californica (California sea hare) is the source of this 849-nucleotide messenger RNA. Its product is annotated as ryncolin-1. Bases 1 to 849 code for a protein of 282 amino acids. The transcript is spliced from 6 exons. NCBI's taxonomy places the organism in Eukaryota, Metazoa, Mollusca, Gastropoda, Aplysiida, Aplysiidae. The record is from RefSeq and is a predicted model, not a curated record.